AUUGAGGACCCCAAUGAAAAUAAGUUAGACAGUCCUCGAUGACGCACUGACUUUCUUGGGUUAUCCUGGGUGGCUAACCCUCCGGGGUUAAAAAUCCGAACGAAAUCUUAUCUUAUUCCCGGACUCCCAGGAGGUUGGGCUGAGUACAUAACACUCCAGGAUGCAUUUAGAAGCCCAAGCUAUUGUAUUAGCAGCAGGUCCAGGGAUGAGGAUGACCACAUUGACUAACCAUACUCCUAAGUGCCUGCUGCCUUUGGGCACGCUCCCCAUGGUUUGCUACCCACUGCAGCUGCUGCAGGAAGCUGGCUUCUCAGAUGUAACAGUGGUGGUGAGUGAGGGAGAGGAACAAAGGAUGAGCAAGGUGGUAGAACAGUACAAUCUCAAGCUCAACCUGGACAUAGCUUCCGUUAACACCUCUCAUGACCCAGGCACUGCUGACUCCCUCAGACAUGUGGCAUCAAAGAUUAAGUGGAGCAUUGAUGAUGUUGUGAUUGUAUCAAGUGACUUGGUGACUGAUGUUAAACUUCAACAAAUCAUGGAUCGCCAUCGAUCAAGUGGUGCUGCCCUUACCAUGCUCACGGCCAACAAUCAGCCAGAGUUCACUAAGGCAACACCUCCGGGACCUAAAACUAAACCUACAUUUAAUAGUGAUGUCAUUUGUACGGAGAGUGGGACUGGGCGGCUGAUGUAUGCUGUAGCUGGGGGUGACUAUGAUGAAGUUAUAACCCUGCAUAAUCGUGUUUUGAAGAGUGCCACUUCCCUUGAUGUAUCAACAUCUGUGGUUGAUGCUCACCUCUACAUCAUGAAGCGAUGGCUUGUUGAAUAUAUCCUCAGUAAAGAAUCAUCUUGUGGAGACAUGGGCUCACUCAAGGCAGAGAUCCUCCCUCACAUUAUCUCCCGGCAAUUCAUGAAGGAACCCACCAAGGAGCGCAGUGAUAGGAAACUAGAUAUCCAUGAUGUAAUGGAAAAGGAAGAAUAUGAUGAUUUGGUGAGAAAAUACAACAGCAGUGUGGUAUUGUCAAGACACCAUAAUUCCUGCCAGCUAGACUCUAGAGUGUGUUAUGUCUAUCAUUAUCAAGGCUGCUGUGUCAGGGCAAACACCCUCAACUCAUAUUGGGAACUUAAUAGAAGGAUGCACUCCCUGUUUGAGGAAGUUUACCCAAACUCAACAUGGAGCAUCAAACAUCCAUCUGCAGAUAUCCAGGAGAGAGCUCAAGUGAGUGACGACAGUUUAAUUGGCUCUGGGUCUGUUAUAUGCGAGAAGACCAAUAUAACAAAUUCUGUCGUAGGAAACCACUGCCGUAUUAACCCCUUCGUUCGUUUACUAAACUGUGUUUUGGGUGAUCACAUCACUAUUGCAUCAGGAUGUGUGAUAGAAAACAGUUUGAUUGCUGCUAAUGUGGAGAAGAAAUGUACCAUUAAAAACUGCAUUGUAACUGACCCAAACAAGAUUGAGGAAAACAAAACCUACAUGAAUGAAAUUCUGGAAGCAUCACAAGAUUUUGCAUAGUAGCAGGGAGAACUGGAAGAUGAACACCGCAAGUACACGAAGUCCCCAUCUUACAAAUACCAAAGUUCUCAACAUCCACACUGAGGAAUGGGGCACCUGGAAGUCAAUUCAGUCUGUAAAAAUCUGCAAUUAAUAACACGUGUGAAUCAUAACUAUCCUUUAUACUAUUAUUUUCUGUUUGAAAAUAUGUUCCAAACAUGAAGAAUAAAGUCACAAUAUUGUGGCUGGAACAGUGCUCAAAUAACCCAUACUUAGGAGACAAACUUAUGACAACAUGAGGGCAUUGACUCCCCUCCAGAUAUACUCCAGGUAACGUUUUGGUCUGACUUGUUAAUGGUCGAAGUUGGACCGAAAUAUCGUUGUAAGUUUUGGUCUCCUAAGUACAGGUUAUUUGUGUAAUGUUUCAGAUUUGUAAGUUGAAACCAUAAGUAUACUCCUUGUUCAUGAAUUAGGAACUCCCUGUAUGUCAACCUUGAAACUUCAUUUUGAUGUAGUAUGUACUACUUUAUAUCAUAUUCAGAUAUGCUCUUACUUAAAACUGUGCUUUGUAACACUGGAAAUAAAAUCAUCAUGCUUUCCAUCUGUAUAACUGUAUAUUUUAUAUUUUACCUUUGUAAUUGUAAACUAGGUUAAACAGAUAAAGGAGAGCAUUUUA
Cherax quadricarinatus is the source of this 2165-nucleotide messenger RNA. RefSeq names its product eukaryotic translation initiation factor 2B subunit gamma (gene eIF2Bgamma). Gene Ontology annotation, cellular component: eukaryotic translation initiation factor 2B complex; guanyl-nucleotide exchange factor complex. The record is from RefSeq and is a predicted model, not a curated record. Lineage: Eukaryota; Metazoa; Arthropoda; Malacostraca; Decapoda; Parastacidae. Gene Ontology annotation, molecular function: translation initiation factor activity; guanyl-nucleotide exchange factor activity. Gene Ontology annotation, biological process: cytoplasmic translational initiation; biosynthetic process.